This is a messenger RNA of Echinococcus granulosus, 453 nucleotides long. RefSeq lists its product as hypothetical. The record is from RefSeq and is a predicted model, not a curated record. NCBI's taxonomy places the organism in Eukaryota, Metazoa, Platyhelminthes, Cestoda, Cyclophyllidea, Taeniidae. The transcript is spliced from 3 exons. Bases 1 to 453 code for a protein of 150 amino acids.
AUGUCUACAUCGCCAGGGUCAACAAGCAGGACAAGUGGUGAAGCGCUCAAUUCAAAGUUUGGUGAUACUACAAUCAAUGAGAAGCUGAGCAUUUGCUUCAGUUUAUCAUCAUCCUCUUUCUGGUAUUCAAAAUUGCUUCCACCUGCCAUUCUGCCAGCUAGUGCUCUCCUGUCUGAUUGUGUGGGAGCACAGCAACGGGCCUCUCCUGGCUUUGUCUUUGGAGCAGAGGUGUUAGGCGAUGGGAACCUCGCCUACUCACAAACGAUGAUGUGUUUACCGCUGCAAUUUCCUCUUUCUGAGAGUCCACCCUCCUCUAGAUGUAUCACUACCUCCAGUGUCUUGACUCAGUACCGUGACACCUGGAUCGAAGCUAUGUCUGACCAGAAUCAGUGUGGAAUGGAGCUUGUCAUGCACAACUUGAAACCCUUUGGCGUGCUCCUUCUCUCACGUUAA